This is a messenger RNA of Dendronephthya gigantea, 355 nucleotides long. RefSeq names its product voltage-dependent calcium channel subunit alpha-2/delta-2-like. Bases 38 to 355 code for a protein of 105 amino acids. NCBI's taxonomy places the organism in Eukaryota, Metazoa, Cnidaria, Anthozoa, Malacalcyonacea, Nephtheidae. The transcript has 4 exons. Gene Ontology annotation, cellular component: voltage-gated calcium channel complex. The record is from RefSeq and is a predicted model, not a curated record. Gene Ontology annotation, molecular function: voltage-gated calcium channel activity.
UUGGUUCGUUUUCUUACAGUACGAGUACUUUAAUGCAAUGGAAGGGAACGAGUCCAUGUUGGGAGAGACCGAUGGAUUUUCUGUCCGUGUCACUUUGCAAACAAGCGCUGUCCAAACUCCAACUGACCUCUACCAAUAUACUGUUAAAAUUUUGAACUCGAUUGACUGGACGAAGGAACUAGAUACGAAAUUUAAGGAAAAUUAUAACAAUCAAAAGAUGAAAGCAUGGCAGUAUAUUGGCUUGUCCAAUGGAGUCUAUCGCUGGUAUCCUGGAACUUCUUGGCGUAAUGCCAGUGCGCAUUUACAGUAUUUCGACGUACGUAAGAGAUCAUGGUAUAUUGAUGGUGCGAGUUAA